This is a messenger RNA of Andrographis paniculata, 1504 nucleotides long. Its product is annotated as F-box protein 7. The coding region runs from base 393 to 1376 and encodes 327 amino acids. The transcript is spliced from 12 exons. Gene Ontology annotation, biological process: SCF-dependent proteasomal ubiquitin-dependent protein catabolic process. Gene Ontology annotation, cellular component: SCF ubiquitin ligase complex. Lineage: Eukaryota; Viridiplantae; Streptophyta; Magnoliopsida; Lamiales; Acanthaceae. Gene Ontology annotation, molecular function: protein binding. The record is from RefSeq and is a predicted model, not a curated record.
ACAGAGCCAGAGAUGGAGAGAAGAGAAGAGGAGAGAGAGCCGACGAGAGAGAAGAGGGAAGAAGAUAUUCUGUUUCGUCUACCCCGUCGGCCGCCAUUAGAAGGUUGAUAACCGGAGAGGAAGCGGGGUGAGCGGGAGCCAUGGCCCGUGGACUAUGCGGGUUACCCUUUUAAAGAAACGGAUGACCCGUUGAAAAUGGAUCGGGCUACAAAGUGGGCCCCAACCCAUUCUAAUCAUCUCAUCGGUCUACGUUUCCCAGCGGAUUUUCAGACCGCAGGAAGAUCGAUUCAUCGCCGCCUCCUUUUUUGUCUGUCCUUUUACCAAUCUCCGACGAAUUCGCGGCUCUGUUGUACCUGAGGAUACGGAAGCGGAAAUCCUGUAGACCUUCUUGGAUGACGUCAGAUUAUGGAUUGAAUAUUGCAGCGGAGCUUGAAUCAGCUUCGCGGCUGAGAGCUACUCAAUAUUUUGUGACGCAGAGGCCAUGGCUUGAUCUUUACGGGGUUAAUGUGAGGCCUGUUGCUCCCUUCAGUAGUUUGCGCAGCAAGCAGCUUGUCGACACUGCUCUUAUACAUCGUUGCUUGCCAGAUGAGUUACUUUUCGAGAUAUUCUCGAAAAUGUCUCCAUACACUCUGGGGAGGGCAGCUUGUGUUUGUCGGAAAUGGAGAUACACUAUUCGUAAUCCGGUGUUUUGGCGCAAUGCUUGCCUAAGGGCUUGGCAGAUAAACGGCGUGGCAGAAAAUUAUAAGAUCUUGCAAUCAAUAUAUGACGGGUCGUGGAGAAAAAUGUGGCUUUUAAGGCCGCGAAUUCGAACUGAUGGCCUUUAUGUGAGCCGGAACACCUAUAUUCGCGCCGGAGUGGCAGAAUGGAAGAUUACCAACCCUGUUCAUAUUGUUUGCUAUUUCCGGUACUUGCGGUUUUUUCCUUCCGGUAGAUUUCUGUACAAGAAUUCAUCCCAAAAGGUUAAAGACGUGGUGAAAUUUCUGAACUUCCGAUCCGCAAAAACUGAUUGUGUCUUCGCCGGGCAAUACACUCUCUCUGAAGAUAAGGUUGAAGGUGCUCUCCUGUAUCCCGGCUUGCGCCCAACUGUGUUGAGACUUCGAUUGAGGUUGAGAGGGACGAUGCCCGGCGCCAACAAUAGAAUGGAUCUCAUCUCCCUCGUUACAAGCGGCGUGAACGAUGCCGAGGCCAGUGGUCCCGCCGACGACAUUCUUGGCGUAGUCGAAGGCUGGCAAGAAGAUGAAACACAUAACCCCGACGUCCCUGCAAUCUCCCACAAGAGAGGUUUGACACCCUUCGUCUUCGUCCAGUUCGAUGAGGUCGAAACAUCGGUGCUGAAUCUGCCCGUAGACAAGAUGGAUUACUUCGUCACCGGUUGAGAUCCUCCUUCCCAGCUGUCUCUGUAUAUACAAAACAUAGCUUGUUGUGUAUUGCUUGUUUAUGUGACCGUUCUGCUUUGCUUGAAUGUGACUAUGGAAUAAAAGCUGCUUGUUGUUUGUUGUGUUCA